Messenger RNA from Erpetoichthys calabaricus (reedfish), 408 nucleotides. It is a transcript of the gene phlda3, whose product is annotated as pleckstrin homology-like domain, family A, member 3. The transcript has a single exon. The coding region runs from base 1 to 408 and encodes 135 amino acids. Gene Ontology annotation, molecular function: phosphatidylinositol phosphate binding. Lineage: Eukaryota; Metazoa; Chordata; Cladistia; Polypteriformes; Polypteridae. The record is from RefSeq and is a predicted model, not a curated record. Gene Ontology annotation, biological process: positive regulation of apoptotic process.
AUGAGCUCACAGAACAGAGUUCUGAAAGAAGGCUUUUUGGAGAAGCGGAGUAACGGACUUCUGCAGCUCUGGAAGAAGAAGCGCUGUCUGCUCACCGAUGACGGCCUGAGACUCUACGACUGGAAACGGAGUGGGUCCGAUUCGUCUGCCAAAGCUAAGGAGUUGCGCUUCGAGCGCAUGGCCACUGUCGACUGCGUUGAGUACAAACGUGGGCUCGUCUACUUCACCGUAGUCAUGGCCGGAGGGCAGGAAAUCGACUUUAGGUGCCAGCAGGAAGGCACCCCUUGGAACGCCGAGAUAGCUUUGAGCUUGGUCCGCUUUAAAAAUCUGCUGGCUGUGCAGUCCGGGCGGACCCGCCACCUGGCACACCUGGGCAGCACUGGCGAGGAAGAGGCUCCCGACUUGUGA